Messenger RNA from Exophiala oligosperma, 744 nucleotides. RefSeq lists its product as uncharacterized. The record is from RefSeq and is a predicted model, not a curated record. NCBI's taxonomy places the organism in Eukaryota, Fungi, Ascomycota, Eurotiomycetes, Chaetothyriales, Herpotrichiellaceae. The coding region runs from base 370 to 711 and encodes 113 amino acids. The transcript has a single exon.
GGACCAACCCGCCCCGAAAAGAAGGGCAGUCAGAAAGAAAAAAAACCAUGGCCACUCGUUCAUGCUGUACUCUUUGAGGUGUUGUCGGUGUGUUGUGGUGUUGUUGUUGUUGAUCAUGUGUUGAUCUGAUGUUGUUGAGAUGUCAAGUUGCAGCAGGCCAUCCCCGAAAAGAAGGGAGUCAGAAAGAGUCCAAAUGGACCAAACUUGCCCCGAAAAGAAGGGUAGUCAGAAAGAAAGAGAUCAUGGCCAUUCGUUUCAUGCUGUACUUGCUGAGGUGUUGUCGAUGUGUUGUGGUGUUGGUGUUGGAGCAGGAUGAUCAUGUGUUGAUCAGGCUUAGCGUUUGGACUGUGAGGUUGCUGUUGCCCAUGGAUGGUUUGGACUUGCGAUGGAGUGGAGGAUUGUGACUUGGUCUUUGGGGAGCCCGUCUGUCUGUCGGUGUGUCUGUGCCUGUGUGACUGUCUGUUUGUCUGUCUGUCUGUGGAGUCUGGGUGGUCUUGGGGCUGGGAUUUGGGAUGGUUGAUGGUUGUGAUGCUUGGGACUUGGUGUUGGUGUUGUGGUGUUGUGGUGUUGUGGUGUUGUGGUGUUGUGGUGUUGUGGUGUUGUGGUGUUGGUGUUGGUGUUGGUGUUGAUGGGAUGGAGGAUUCUUGGAUGGCUUUGAUGCCUUGGUUCAUGCCAUUAGCUAGUCUUGCCUUACGAGGCUCUUGGUGUUGAGGACAGACAGAUGUGGUGGCCCCUGUAGUUUGG